This is a messenger RNA of Orbilia oligospora ATCC 24927, 1527 nucleotides long. RefSeq lists its product as uncharacterized. The record is from RefSeq and is a predicted model, not a curated record. NCBI's taxonomy places the organism in Eukaryota, Fungi, Ascomycota, Orbiliomycetes, Orbiliales, Orbiliaceae. The coding region runs from base 1 to 1527 and encodes 508 amino acids. The transcript has 6 exons.
AUGCCUCCUAGGAGUGAGUCAAUGCCUCCUCCCAGCGGGUUAGGUGCUUCGCGCUGGGCUGCACCACCUGGCCCUGAACCACCUGGCCCAACUUCAUCCGAUCCACGUCCAGUAAUCUCGCGUCCUGAAAUCCCACUCCCUGUAAUUCCACGACCGUCAAUUCCACGACCGUCAAUCCCUCGCCCUGCAAUCCCACGUCCUGCAGCUCUACGCUUUCUAGCCCCUAAAACUGAACUUAACGAUAGCCUGGGACUUUCGCGUUCCGCCGACCUUCCCGCUAAUAGCCCCGACACUUUUGAUGCUGGGUCCUCCGAGCCUUAUCUCUCUAGCUUAACUGCUACAACCAUCGAAGAGUCGGCUGAAGAAUUACAGGCGGACCCCGCCCCUAGAACCCACGAGACUUGGCAUCACGGUGAAGAAACAGAAUCCAAGAUAAUCCUUCACUUAGAGGAUAUCGAAUGUGUAGUUCGGGGUACCGUCGAUAGUAAGGACGGCGCCUUCCAGGAUGUUCCUACGAUAAAGGCUGUUGCCAAACUUUCGAUUGAGCUCGAUAAGGUCCUUGUUUUGGACAAAAAACAUGACUUCAUGGCUCCUGAGAACGGAGGGUUCCUUGAGAAGGGUUCCACUGUUAGUCUCAACGUCGAAGGCGACACGCACCAAGGUCAGGGUCCAGCUUUGAGAGUCGUCAUUCGCGAGGUCAAAAAUAGGGGACCGGAUAAACCAACUGGAGCUGGAGCUAUGCAGGUUACGGCCCAGAAUCCAUUUCCUCCAACUUCUAGGGAUGCUGUGGAUUUGAAUGGUCGGGAGUUUGAAGGCGAGUAUGACAAACUCCCUCAAGCUAUUCAAAAUGUAUUUGCCCAUGCAACUACCGAAGCAAAAGUCGCUGUUGAAGAAACCGCGCAAUCUUCCAGGGCCUCAGUAGCUGCUAGCCCCCUCGAGAGUGAUGGUGCCACACCUUCACGUUCUGUUAUCAUCGCGGGGCUUCCUUACGGGUUCAAGGUCAAGCAAGUCCUCGACCUCAUUGAACCUACAAAAAACACAGGGGUGAUCGAAAUAAAGCUCACUAAGGCAUAUGCCGCGCUAUUCAGCUUUCUCACUCCUGCGGGAGCGCAGGAUUUUCUAUCCCAGUGGAAAUCCGGCUUCAUUACGUUCCCGUAUGAGGAUGAAGAGCUUGGAAGGGUUGAAUGGCGUUCUAGAGUUCUUCCUUGGGGGGUGUACGUUCCUGUUAAACCCUCUCUUCGUGGCUAUAUUGAGAAGGGGGCCACCCGCUACCUAUGUAUCCAUGGCCGAAACCCGAUUACUAUCAGAGAAGCCAAUCUGACUUGGAGCCUUGAUAAUUAUCGCCAUUGUUUGGGAAACCAUAUAUAUGAUGGCCGUAUCUAUCGAGAUGAUCAAGAUACCGAGAUUGCCGAACUCGAAUUCCUCUCAGUCUCACGGGCCGUGCAGGCUUUGCACUUCCUAAAACCAAAGGACGGUUUCGCUCGUGCCACUUUCACGUUUCUUCCUGAUAGGCAUGUCCUUCUUUAA